Molecule: messenger RNA, 908 nt
Organism: Limulus polyphemus (Atlantic horseshoe crab)
Lineage: Eukaryota; Metazoa; Arthropoda; Merostomata; Xiphosura; Limulidae
Product: enhancer of rudimentary homolog
Exons: 4
Coding region: 170-481 (103 amino acids)
Source: RefSeq, a predicted model, not a curated record
CGCCACCUUUCAUAUUGCAUAUAGCGUGAAGAAUCUGCUUUAGAAAAGAGAAGAAAAAGUGGGAAAACGAGAUUAUAAAUGUAUAUUUGUGGUUAGAAGUAUUGACAGUUUUAUUUUAAAUUUUGAGGUUUACGCAGUACUGAUAUUUUUUAUUUAUAUAUUGUUUAGAAUGUCACACACAAUCUUGUUGGUUCAACCAGGGAAACCAGAAACUAGAACAUUCUCUGACUAUGAAUCAGUUAAUGAAUGCAUGGAAGGUGUCUGCCACAUGUAUGAGGAACACCUGAAGCGACAAAACCCAAACACUCCAUCUAUCACUUAUGAUAUCAGUCAGUUGUUUGAUUUCAUUGAUCAGCUGCAAGAUCUCAGUUGCCUAGUGUACCAGAAGUCCACAAAUACAUAUGCUCCUUAUAACAAAGAUUGGAUCAAAGAGAAAAUAUACAUCCUCUUACGAAGGCAGGCUUCAAAAAACCAGUCUUAAGCCAAGUCUGUAUCAUGUGUAUUUUAUUGUCAGUGAGUGUGUAUACAUCCAGAAAAGUGUACUUUUGUUAUAGGUAAAAAGGCUUUUUCCAGGCCUCAUUUGUGUAACUAUUUUUUUUUUAGUUUUUUUCUUCUUUUUCAUUGUGAGUGUAUUUUGUCAUUGACAUAAUUCUGAUUUAACUUCAUUUAUUAAAAAAGAUUCAUUCUCUAUGUCAUUGUAUUUGCUUGAGAAAAGUUAUCUCGGUACAGAAGAAAAUGUUUGUUUUGAGAUCCAUUAACAAGUUCCUUUAAUACUUCGUCAUUUCAUUUGAAUAGAAUCAAAGCAUUUUUUUGUGAAUGUAUGUUUUAGUGUCAUAUAAGAAAGUCAAAUUUUCAGGGUUUUGAAAAUAGCAAUAAAGUUUCCCCAACUUAAGCAUUUGAUCAAUCCA